GCUACAUCCAGGACUACAUCACGCCAUCCGUAUACCAGGGGGAGAAGAAGAUGGAGCCCAAGUUGGCGUCUCCGGUGUCCGACCCGCUGUACUCGCAGGUGAGCAGCGGCGGCGAGGAAUACUGCGACCCCGACCUGAAGCAGCCCGACAGCCCGCAGUCCGGCAUGACGGCCAGCGGCUUCUACAGCGGCGAGUCUGAGGCGCUGGACGAGGGCUACACCAUGGAUGCCUUCUUCAUCUCCGACGGGCGCUCCAGAAGAAAGGCGGACUCGGAAAGUCGUGGCGGUGGCAGCGGGUCGAGGAGCAGCAGCGCUAACGGAGGCAGCAGCUCCACGGAGAAAGGAUCGGGAACGGGAUUAGCAACGGGAACGGCUCGCCACUCUUGCAACGAAUGCGGCAAAACGUACGCCACGUCUUCCAACCUGAGCCGACACAAGCAGACGCAUCGAAGCCUCGACAGCAAGAUGGCCAGGAAGUGUCCCACCUGCAACAAGGUGUACGUGUCCAUGCCGGCGCUGGCCAUGCACAUCCUCACCCACGACCUCAAGCACAAGUGCGACGUGUGCAGCAAGGCCUUCAGCCGGCCGUGGCUGCUGCAGGGUCACAAGCGGUCCCACACGGGGGAGAAGCCCUUCGCCUGCGCACACUGUGGCAAAGCUUUCGCCGACCGAUCGAACCUCCGUGCUCACAUGCAAACACACUCUGCCUUCAAGCACUACCGAUGCAAGCGCUGCAAUAAGACCUUCGCCCUCAAGUCCUACCUGAACAAGCACUACGAGUCGGCUUGCUUCAAGGGCUCCGCGGACGAAGAAGACGACGACGAAGACUCCGGAUCAGAAAACUAAACUAAAUCCGCAAUGAGGAAGAUGAAACCUGAACCCCUGUUUAGUUUAGUUGCCAGCACUGGGAACCGGGAAAUGUGAAAGAGUAACCUUAAGCAUUAUGUUAGAAAUGUUUAGUACGGGCCGCACCUGAUCGGGACGACCAUAAGUAGUGUUGCGACCAUUGGAUAUAGACAGCACAAGAUGAACAUUACUUCUACUGUGGAUCAUUUCAAAUAGAUAUCAAUCUGUCAAAUCCUAAUGACGCAGAGUCCACAUAACUUCAACAUUGACCCAGAAUUCAUCAAAAUAAGUCCAAACAUGGCCACUAGUUAAAACUAACUUUUUGGAUCCUGCAUAUGUCAGAAAUGGAUUCAGCAUCCUCAAUUACCUCUAAAACCACUCCAAAUGUGUCAAAAUCGGCCAAGCCAUUUUGUAACUAUUGUCCACAUAGAGUAGGCUAUAAUGCUAAUUAGCACCAUUUAUGCUAAUUGUGCAAAUUGCCCAAUAUAUUCAGGUUAUCAUCCGGCAGUUUCUAUGUGCUGGGGACCCUACUAUAGAUUUCAAACAUAACACUUGGUGGUAUAUUCAACCUUUCCUGGUUCACUAUAGGACUCUAUGAGCUGGUAACUGGACUAGUUGUCGGGUCAAAAACCAAUAACCCGCUCACUCUGCCCUCCAUGCCUUUUUUCCUUCCCUUUUUUUAGAAAGCAAUAUUUUCACUGAGAUUACGUGAAGAAACUCUGAUGAUUAUGGCAAAGACAAUUUCAAAAGAUGCUGGAUUUCUUCCCUGCACAGUAGCUAAUCGUCCACAGAAACUACAAUCAGACAACCUUCCCCCAAAUACAGACUGUAGAUGGUAGUGUACACA
Molecule: messenger RNA, 1692 nt
Organism: Notothenia coriiceps (black rockcod)
Lineage: Eukaryota; Metazoa; Chordata; Actinopteri; Perciformes; Nototheniidae
Gene: scrt2
Product: scratch family zinc finger 2
Exons: 1
Biological process (GO): regulation of DNA-templated transcription
Molecular function (GO): RNA polymerase II cis-regulatory region sequence-specific DNA binding; DNA-binding transcription factor activity, RNA polymerase II-specific
Source: RefSeq, a predicted model, not a curated record